Penicillium soppii is the source of this 618-nucleotide messenger RNA. RefSeq names its product kinase-like protein. The record is from RefSeq and is a predicted model, not a curated record. The transcript has 2 exons. Gene Ontology annotation, biological process: protein phosphorylation; spliceosomal complex assembly; regulation of mRNA processing. Lineage: Eukaryota; Fungi; Ascomycota; Eurotiomycetes; Eurotiales; Aspergillaceae. Gene Ontology annotation, molecular function: ATP binding; protein kinase activity. Bases 1 to 618 code for a protein of 205 amino acids.
AUGCUUCCAUCGCUUCUACGGUCUUUAUCUCGGCUUGGACGGUCGUGGAGACCCCUUGAUUUCUCCAAUCCAAACUUCACACGGAUAAACGAUAGUCAGAGGAUUGAAGAAGAGACCAUCCCAGAUUAUAUUGCUUCACGUUAUUAUCCUACUCGAAUAGGACAAGUCUUUCAGGACCGUUAUCAGGUCGUAGGAAAGCUAGGAUUUGGAGCUAGUUCGACUGCGUGGCUUGCGCGGGACAUGAAUUGUCGUCGUUACGUUACCCUUAAAAUAUUCAUUAACUCCACAUCUUUGGGACAGCAGUUGGAUGACGAGCUUAAGAUGUACCAACGCAUAGAGAAGGCCUCAAAAUUCCACCCAGGUCGCAGUGCUGUCAGAUCCCUGCUUGACUCAUUUGAUGUUGAUGGCCCUGAAGACAAACAUAGAUGCCUCGUGCAUCCUCCAUUGUGGGAGAGUGUAUUGACAUUUUUGCACCGCAAUCCGAUACGGCAACUACCGAAACCAGUUCUAGCAUUUGUGCUUCAGCGCCUAUUUUUGGCUCUAGACUAUCUGCACACAGAAUGCAAAAUCGUACAUGCUGGUUCGUGCUCUUAUACCGUCAUCAACUUUUUGUUUUAA